Lachancea dasiensis is the source of this 2133-nucleotide messenger RNA. NCBI's taxonomy places the organism in Eukaryota, Fungi, Ascomycota, Saccharomycetes, Saccharomycetales, Saccharomycetaceae. The record is from the annotation of a GenBank genome assembly.
AUGGCUAGAGACAUCCAGGGCCACUUGCUGUUCGAAAUCGCGACAGAGGUCGCCAACCGGGUGGGCGGUAUUUAUUCGGUGUUGAAGUCCAAGGCGCCGAUCACGUGCUCACGCUACCGGGACAAGUACACGCUUCUGGGGCCGCUGAACCGGGCGACGUACCAGACAGAGGUCGAGCCUAUGGACUGGCGUGAUCCGCACACGUUUGAAGCGCGCGGCGUGAACACCCCGGAGAUCCGCACGGCGCUCGAAAACAUGAGCAGCCGCGGCGUGCAUUUCGUGUAUGGGCGCUGGCUGAUCGAAGGGGCUCCGCGCGUCAUUCUAUUUGACCUGGACACGGUAAGGUGCCAUCUGAACGAGUGGAAAUCAGACCUGUGGAACAUUGCCGGGAUACCCUCAACGGACAACGACUCAGAAACCAACGACGCUAUUUUGUUGGGCUACGUGGUGGCCUGGUUUCUCGGGGAAUUGGCGCAUCUAGACCAGCGCCAUGCGAUAGUGGCGCAUUUCCACGAGUGGUUGGCCGGUGUAGCGCUCCCAUUGUGUCGUAAAAGGCGCAUUGACGUCGUGACUAUUUUCACCACCCAUGCCACACUGCUGGGCCGCUAUCUGUGUGCUGGUAAUGUGGACUUCUACAACAACCUCGACAAAUUCGACGUGGAUUCGGAAGCUGGAAAAAGAGGCAUUUACCACCGUUAUUGCAUAGAGCGUGCAGCUGCUCAUACAGCAGACGUGUUCACCACAGUGUCGCAAAUUACCGCUUACGAAUCCGAAUUUCUGCUCAAGCGCAAGCCAGACGGCAUUUUACCCAACGGGAUCAACGUGGUGAAGUUCCAAGCGGUUCAUGAGUUUCAAAACUUGCAUGCUUUGAAAAAGGAAAAGAUUGAUGAGUUUGUCCGUGGUCAUUUCCACGGCCACUACGACUUCAAUCUGGACAACACGCUGUAUUUCUUCAUUGCAGGCAGGUACGAAUACAGAAAUAAAGGUGCCGAUAUGUUCAUCGAGGCUCUUGCUCGUCUAAACUAUCGUUUGAAAAUGGCUAACUCCAAGAUGACUGUGGUGGCUUUCAUCAUCAUGCCUGCCAAGAACAAAUCUUAUACUGUUGAUGCAUUGAAAGGACAAGCCGUCGUCAAGUCUUUAGAAAAUACUGUGAAUGAUGUUACAUCCCUCAUUGGUAAAAGGUUGUUUGAAUAUGCAAUGCGCAACCCAGAUGGAGUUGGAAGUGAAAUCCCAACUGAACUGGACCAACUGCUCAAGCCUUCUGACAAAGUGUUACUGAAAAGAAGGGUGCUGGCUUUGAGAAGACCAGAGGGCUCUCUACCUCCAGUUGUAACCCACAACAUGGUUGAUGACUCUCACGACCCAGUUUUGACCCAAGUCAGAAGGGUUCAACUCUUCAAUCAUUCCAAUGAUCGUGUUAAAGUCAUUUUCCAUCCUGAAUUUCUGAACGCUAAUAAUCCCAUCUUGUCCUUGGAUUAUGACGAGUUUGUGCGCGGUUGUCACUUGGGCGUGUUCCCUUCGUAUUACGAACCAUGGGGUUACACUCCAGCAGAGUGUACCGUGAUGGGAAUUCCUUCUGUGACAACUAACCUUUCUGGGUUUGGUGCCUAUAUGGAAGAUUUGAUCGAGCAGGACCAAGCUAAGGACUACGGUAUCUACAUUGUGGAUCGCCGCCAUCAGAGUGCUGAUGAAUCUGUCGAGCAGCUCGUUGAUUACCUCGAGACCUUCACGCAAAAGACUCGUAGACAAAGAAUCAAUCAAAGAAACAGAACCGAGAGACUGUGUGACUUGCUGGACUGGAAACGCAUGGGCCUCGAGUAUGCUAAGGCUAGGCAACUGGCGUUACGCAGGGCGUACCCAGACUUGUUCAAGGCUGCUGUGGGUGAAGAGGUUAGUGACACUAGCAUGAAUUCACUCGCCGGAGGGAAGAAAAUCAAGAUCUCCCGUCCAUUGAGUGUUCCAGGCUCUCCCCGCGACCCAAGGGCCGAGAGCAUUGGCAGUACCGUUUUAAUGACACCAGGCGAUUUGGGUACCUUGCAAGAUGCCAAUAAUGCAGACGAUUAUUUCUACCUGAGCAUGGGCGUAGAGGACGAAGAGGAAGAAGAAGUGAACUAUUUGGCUACUGCCGAGUGA